Neofelis nebulosa (Clouded leopard) is the source of this 942-nucleotide messenger RNA. RefSeq names its product Fc receptor-like protein 6. The transcript has 4 exons. Gene Ontology annotation, biological process: cell surface receptor signaling pathway. Gene Ontology annotation, molecular function: transmembrane signaling receptor activity. The record is from RefSeq and is a predicted model, not a curated record. Lineage: Eukaryota; Metazoa; Chordata; Mammalia; Carnivora; Felidae. The annotation marks the transcript as partial.
GGAGGGGGAGGGGAGAGGAAAGCAGAGGCCCCGCCCAGGUCUGGCAGGAAGGCCUGGGGGGCGGGGCGGCUCAGCAGGUGCCAUCCAGCAGCCUGUGUCCCCAGGGGGAGGCCUGAGGCGGGCUUGGCGGGGGGGAGGGUGGGGACAGAGGGAGAAAACGCCCACGCAGUGUGUGGCUCCGGGGCCACCCUGUUCCCCUGUCUCACAGCCUGGCUGCACCUCCGAGCCUGGCCAGACCCCGUGUUCGAGGGAGACGCCCUGACUCUGAGAUGUCAUGGAUCGGCGAACAACGUCCUGUCCCAGGUGAAGUUCUACAAAGGCAGAAGAUUACUCCAAACCCCGAAGACCAGAUGGUCCCUGUCCAUGGGGACAGCUACCCUGGAAAGCAGCGGCCAGUACAGCUGCUCUGGGAAGGUGGCCUACGUCCCAUACCUGGGCAGACAAACCUCAGAGCUGGUCAAGGUUCAAGUCCAAGAGCCGUUCCCGCCUCCUGUGCUGAGCGCUGUCCCCUCUCCCGAGCUCUGUGAGGGGAGCCCGCUGACCCUGAGAUGCCAGGCGAAGCUGCACCCCCAGAAGUCGGCCCCGAGGCUCCUCUUCUCCUUCCACAGAGAUGCCAGCACCUUGCAGGACUGGGGCCCCCACCCGGAGCUCUGCCUCCCAGGAGCCCAGGAGAGAGACUCUGGGCUUUCCUGGUGCCGGGCCACCCUUGAGGGUGGUGUGGCCCAGAAGCAGAGCCCCCAGCUGGAGGUCAGGGUGCAGGACGCUCGGCUGCCAUCACGAAGUGUCCGGGCGGUGGGGCGGGGGAGCUUCAACAAUGAAAAUAUGUCCUCACUGUCCUGGAGGCUGGAAGUGGUCUGUCGAGAUGGUAGGAAGGAGAGGAACCUCUACCUGGACCCUGGUGAGAGCGGCUCGGAGGCCCCGGGCCCUGGGCGCCAGCUCUGA